UUCCGAAGCGGGCUCUAUCUCCCUCAUUUCUCCCUUCCUCCUCCUUCGAUCGCUUGCGAGAAAAAAGGAAAAAAAUUAGAGGAAAAAAUUAGAACGUUAGAGAAGAGAGAGGGAAAAAAAAUCUAAUUUUCUCUUUGCAAGCCCUGAGAUCUCUAAUUCUUCUCGUAUCAGAGAAAUUUUCUAUAAAUUGAGAUAUGGAAAGCUCAGAAGAGGCGAAAUCAUGCAAUCAGAAAGAGUGCGUGAAGGUUGCGGUCAAUAUUAGACCGUUGAUUACUUCGGAGCUUCUGAUGGGAUGUACAGAUUGUGUAACUGUUGUCCCCGGAGAGCCUCAGGUACAAAUUGGUUCCCAUGCUUUCACAUAUGAUCAUGUUUAUGGCCACUUAAGCUCUCCAUCUUCAUUGAUAUUUGAUGAAUGCGUAGCACCCCUUGUUGAUGCACUCUUCCUUGGCUAUAAUGCUACCGUUCUUGCCUAUGGCCAGACUGGUUCUGGUAAAACUUACACAAUGGGAACCAAUUACAAUGGAGAGGAUCUUAACGGAGGUGUUAUACCUCAAGUGAUGGAUACAAUUUUUAAAAAAGUUGACACACUGAAGGAGAAAGCAGAGUUUUUAAUUAGAGUUUCAUUUAUUGAGAUAUUUAAGGAAGAAGUUUUUGAUUUGUUAGACCCUCAUUCUAAUGCUGCUUCGAGAGCUGAGGGUGCACCUUGUCAUGCCAAGCAAACAAUUCCUUCUAGAGCUCCCAUCCAGAUUAGGGAAACAACAAAUGGCGGUAUCAGCCUUGCUGGUGUCAUGGAAGCAGAAGUCAGAUCUAAGGAAGAGAUGGCAUCAUAUUUGACUCGAGGGUCACUUGCUCGUGCUACAGGAAGUACCAACAUGAAUAGUCAGUCAAGUCGCUCACAUGCUAUAUUUACAAUAUGUCUGGAGCAAAAGAAAAUUGCCAGUAGCCUGUGCAAUGGAGCAACCAAAGAUGAGUUUGGUGAGGACAUCCUAUCUGCAAAGCUUCAUUUAGUUGAUCUCGCUGGUUCAGAACGUGCAAAACGAACUGGAGCUGAUGGGUUGCGGUUCAAAGAAGGUGUACAUAUAAAUAGGGGUUUGCUUGCUCUUGGCAAUGUAAUUAGUGCAUUGGGUGAUGAGAAGAAGCGGAAGGAGGGAGGUCAUGUCCCAUAUCGUGACAGCAAGCUAACUCGGCUUUUGCAGGAUUCCCUUGGGGGCAAUAGCAAAACUGUUAUGAUCGCUUGCAUAAGCCCUGCUGAUACUAAUGCUGAAGAGACUAUAAAUACACUCAAGUAUGCCAACAGGGCUCGGAAUAUACAGAACAAAGCAGUGAUAAAUCGUGAUCCUAUGACGGCUGAAAUGCAAAGAAUGCGCAAUCAACUGGAAGAGUUACAAGCUGAACUUCUUUUCUCUCGUGGUGGAGGAGCAUCUUUUGAGGAGCUUCAGGUUCUCCGCCACAAAGUUUCUUUACUCGAGGCUUCCAAUGUCGAGCUACGUAAAGAGCUGAAAGAACGCCAAAUAACUUGCGACCAUUUAGCACAACGUGCUAUUGAAGUUCAGGUUGAAAAAGACAAGCUUAGCUUGAUGAUGGAAUCAGCUCGCAGUGGAAAACCAUGGGAUGAAAUUGAUAAUACAGAUAAGAUGCAGGAAUAUGAUCUGUUGAAGAGUUAUGUCUCGAAAAUCCAUGAGUUGGAGGUGGAAUUGAUGCAGCUCCGCACCUUCGCUACUCCAAAAGCUGAUACUGAUUGCCAGGUUUUGGAUAAAGAUCUAUUUCCAUCAAAUUUGGAUGAUUUAGGAUUCAGUUCGGAUGGCAACACAUUAGAUGAGUCGAGUGAGGCUGAAGAAGAUGAAAAGGAAAGAGAACAUUCCUCUAUCCAGGUUAGGUUGGAUAAAGAGCUUCAGGAAUUGGAUAAACGGCUUGAACAGAAAGAGGCUGAAAUGAAAAGGUUUGCGAAGGUUGAUACAUCUGUACUGAAGCAACACUAUGAGAGGAAGUUAUUGGAACUGGAACAUGAAAAGAAAGUUUUACAGAAAGAGAUUGAGGAUCUUCACUCGAAGUUAUCCAACAUAUCAUCUGCGUCUGAUGGCGGUGCACAAAAGCUGAAGGAAGAUUAUCUUCAGAAGUUGAACAUGCUUGAAGCACAGGUUUCUGAGUUGAAAAAGAAGCAGGAAACUCAGUCACAGUUACUGAGGCAAAAACAGAAGAGUGAUGAUGCAGCUAAACGCUUACAGGAAGAAAUCCAGAGAAUUAAAUCUCAGAAGGUUCAAUUGCAGCAUAAAAUUAAGCAAGAAUCUGAGCAAUUCAGGUCAUGGAAAGCUUCACGAGAAAAGGAAGUUCUGCAGCUUAAGAAAGAGGGACGGAGAAAUGAGUAUGAGAUGCAUAAGCUGUUGGCUUUGAACCAGAGGCAGAAGAUGGUUUUGCAGCGGAAAACCGAAGAAGCUACAUUGGCUACCAAAAGGCUGAAGGAGUUGUUAGAAGCAAAGAGAAGUUCAUCUCGUGAAAUGUUUGGUUCUGGAAACGCAAAUGGUCCUGGAAUUCAGGCUCUGAUGCAAGCCAUUGAGCAUGAACUUGAAGUUACAUUGCGAGUGCAUGAAGUGCGUUCAGAGUAUGAGCGUCAAUUGCAAGAGAGGGCUAAAAUGGCUAAGGAGGUUGCAAAACUGAAGGAAGAAUCAGAAACAUUUAAGCAGAAGGUUAUGAGUGACACUCCUCAAGCUAUGUCUCCAAGUGCGAGAAAUUCAAGAAUUGUUGCCUUGGAAAAUAUGCUGGCUACUUCAUCUAGUUCCCUUGUAUCUAUGGCAUCACAAUUAUCAGAAGCUGAGGAGCGUGAGCGUGUAUUUGGUGGGCGUGGUCGUUGGAAUCAAGUCCGUUCAAUUGUAGAAGCAAAAAAUUUGAUGAAUUAUUUGUUCAACCUAGCUUCCUCUUCAAGGUGUCAGUUGCGAGAUAAGGAGGUAACUUGUAGAGAAAAAGACUCCUUUAUUAGCGAGUUGAAGGAGAAGGUGGUCAGACUUAAUGGUUCCCUUAGGCAGUUGGAAGCCAAACUAGCAGAAAGAGAUCAGGAAUUGAAGAGACUAGCUUCUAAGAAAUUUAUAGAGGAUGCUGGAAGUUUGGCCACGAUUUCAAGCACUACUGAUGAUCGUCAUUCAAAUGCAUUGUGCAAGGCUCCAAGAACCUCCCAAUCCUUCAAUCAAGUUAGAAAUGAUGUAGAGUGGGUAGAUGAUAUGGACACCUCGGAUUCAGAUCAGUCGGAGGAUGUGGAUGAUGAAGAUGAUGAGGACUGGGUAGAGUCUGCGAAGAAAUUUGCAAAGCGAAGAUCAAAAUCGAUAACUCCCUUUGUGAAGUCCAAUGCAGAAGUUCAUCAAGAACCUAAAAUUUUGAAAAUGGAAACACCGAAUGUUGAAGAUGAGUCUAAUGUUACAAGGAACAAUUCCGAAGUGUGUUGUUCUUGUUCUAGGCUUUCAUCUUGCAAAACAAAGAAGUGUCAGUGCCGGGCUGCAGGUGGUGUUUGUGGUUCUUCUUGUGGAUGUGUAUCUUCGAAGUGUGCAAAUAGAGAAGGUGGAUUUAUUAACAAGAUGACAGAUGAUACUGAGUUGUCAGAAGGGGGUGGGAGCAGUUCUUCUUUUGAUAAUGAUGAAGAUGUGAAGAAUAAAGAACUUAUCUCUCAAGGCACGAUGCUGCUUCAGAAUGCAUUGAGUGAGAGGCCUACUGUGAUAAAUGAAGAUGAACAUAACAAUAUUGCGCAUCGAAGGAAACCUUUAUCUGAUAUUGGGAAUACUGUGAAAAAACCGAAUGCACCUAAGCCUCGGAGGAAGAAUUGGCGCAAGUCAGCCAUUCAACUUGUUCCAACUGCAGAGCCACAGGUUGUAGCCUCAGUUCAGCACAAUGAAGCUCCGAGGACCAGAGAAGAUGUCCCUUUGAGGUUACCUCGAGCAAUGGAUUCUACACACUUGGAACAAAAUCCUCCUUUUGGAGAUAGGAAUUCCAUUGGGUCAGAGGAAUCUGUGGCCAGUAACAAAGAUAGCCGAGGGAUAGCACCUCCAAGGCCCCCUGUUCCAUUGAGGAAGGCCUCAGAUGAGAAAGAAAACCAUAUCGCAUAAUAUUCCUUUAUCCAGUUACUGACAUAGGUUUUUGGUUAAUAGCAGCCAGUCCUUUUGGUCAAAGUAUCUUUGAUGGUAACAGAACUGGCUGUAGGUGUAUUUCAGGGAAGGUGCCGUCAUGCUGACAA
This is a messenger RNA of Asparagus officinalis (garden asparagus), 4216 nucleotides long. RefSeq names its product kinesin-like protein KIN-4C. The coding region runs from base 195 to 4088 and encodes 1297 amino acids. Gene Ontology annotation, biological process: mitotic spindle organization; microtubule-based movement. The transcript has 28 exons. NCBI's taxonomy places the organism in Eukaryota, Viridiplantae, Streptophyta, Magnoliopsida, Asparagales, Asparagaceae. Gene Ontology annotation, molecular function: ATP binding; microtubule binding; microtubule motor activity. The record is from RefSeq and is a predicted model, not a curated record.